AUGGAUGGCACUGCUACUUUGGAAAUCUCCUCUGCUUCUAAAACAGAUGCUGGUGACUAUCUUUGCAAAGCUACCAAUGACACUGGAAGUGAAUUCUGCAAAUCCAGAGUGACCAUCAAAGAAAAAGGGAGAGGGGCACCAGCAGCCACUGAAGCAGCCCCAGCAGCUGCCAAACCUGCCAAGAAAUUGGACAACCUGUUCUUUAUUGAAGAGCCCAAGAGUGUCCAGGUUUCAGAGAAGAGCACUGCAACUUUCAUUGCCAAAGUUGGGGGCGAUCCCAUUCCCAAUGUGAAAUGGAUGAAGGGCAAGUGGAGGCAGAUGACUCAUGGUGGCCGAAUCUCAAUUGAGCAGAAGGGACAGGAUGCUAAACUGGAGAUCAGAGACGUGACCAAAACUGACUCAGGGACUCCAUCCAAACAGAAGAGCCCAGAACAAGAACAAGAAAUUAACAUUGUGGAGUUACUGAGGAAUGUGGAUCCUAAAGAGUAUGAGAAAUAUGCACGCAUGUAUGGAAUCACAGACUUCCGUGGACUUCUUCAGGCUAUUGAGUUCCUGAAGAAGGAGAAAGCAGAUGAAACUGGAAGACCGCCAAUAACUCUGGUUAAAGACAUCAGAGAUCAAACUACUGUCAGAAACGAGGAGGCAGUAUUUGAGUGCGAGAUCAAGAUCAACUACCCUGAAAUCAGUUUGUCCUGGUACAAGGGAACACAGAAGCUUGAUGACAAUGACAAGUAUGAAAUCAGAAUUGUUGGUGAUCGUCACCUGCUGAAGAUUAAGCGCUGUCAGCCCGGAGACCAAGGAAAUUACCGUGUCGUCUGUGGCCCGCACAUUUCCAGUGCCAAACUGGCAGUUGUUGAAAGAGAAGUGGAAGAGUCUCUGAAGCCUGCUGCUGCACCAAUCCAUUUCACAAAGCAUAUCCACAACAUUGUGGUGAAUGAACGGCAGUCUGCCACCUUCGAAUGCGAGGUGUCAUUCGACAAUGCAAUCAUUACGUGGUACAAAGACACAUGGGAACUUCAAGAAAGUCCAAAGUACAAGUUUAGGAGUGAAGGCCGACGUCACUUUAUGACCAUCUGCAAUGUCACUUCAGACGAUGAAGACAUACCUGAACACAUAGUAGAAGUGGCUCCUCCUAAGCCGCACAUAACACCUGGACUUAAAGAGGUACCUGCCAAGGUUGAACCUGAACCAGAGCCUGCAACAAGAAAGAAAGCCGGAGCACUCCCACCCAAAGUUCCCGAAGAGCCAAAGAAACCAGUGCCACCAAAAGCAGAACUACCUAAAAAAGUAGAGCCAAUUCCAGCUGCUCCGAAGGAGGCUGUUCCAGAGAAAGAUUUGCUUUACUUGUUUGAGGCUUUAACUGGUAUAUUUUAUUCUCAUUUUGACUUCCCUUUCAUUAAAUUGCCCACAGCAGAGAAGAAACCCUCACCAGGAGCACCAGAACCAGGUGCUAAGGAACUGUCCACUGUUGAAGAUGAAGCCGAGGGUCCAGUAACAGCACCUGGAGUAGCCAAGAAAGAUGGAAAACCCCGAGACGAACAAGGCAUAGGAAGAGGCAGAGGCUUAAAACCAAAACAAACCCCCUCCCCUGGUGAUGGUGACAAGAGAAAAGGUCUGAAGCCUGGUGCAGGAGGUGACAAACCCCCAGGGGAUUCACCAUUUGGAUUCCAGCUCAAGGCUGUGCCACUGAAGUUUGUGAAAGAGCUAAAAGACAUUGUGUUACAGGAAGCUGAGUCAAUUGGCUCCUCAGCUGUUUUUGAGUGUCAGAUCUCACCCUCUACUGCUAUCACCACAUGGAUGAAGGAUGGAAGCAACUUGAGGGAGAGCCCCAAACACAAAUUUACUUCAGAUGGCAAGGAUCGUAAGCUGGCAAUUAUUGAUGUCCAGCUCUCUGACACUGGAGAAUACACGUGUGUUGGCAAGCUUGGCAAUAAAGAAAAAACAUCUGUUGCCAAACUCAUUGUUGAAGAACUACCUGUCAGAUUCACAAAAACCCUGGAAGAUGAGAUUACUGUAAUCAAGGGACAACCUAUGUACUUGACCUGUGAGUUGAGCAAAGACAGAGAGGUGGUAUGGAAGAAGAAUGGUAAGCCUCUCAAGAACAUCGCAGGCAAGCUGGCGAUCAAUGAAAUUGGACUGGCGCGUGCUGUAACAAUCCAGGAUGCUGGUGAUGAUGAUUCUGGCGUUUACACAUGCGUGUGUGAAAACAUCAAGACUGAAGGAGCUGUCAAAGUCAUUGAAAUCAUUAGAGAUUGGUUGGCGAAACCAUUAAGGGACCAGCAUGUGAAACCCAAGGCCACUGCCACCUUCAAAUGUGAACUGUUUAAGGACACUCCAAACUGGAAAUGGUUUAAAGGAGAUGAGGAGAUUCCUAGUGAACCUACCAAUAAGACAGAAGUAAAGAAGGACGGGAAGGAUCUCAUUCUGACCAUUAAAAAUGCUGCUCCUGACGAUGUUGGGGAAUAUGCUGUGGUGGUUGAAGGCCGCAGAUACCCAGCAAAGCUAACUCUUGGAGAACGUGAAGCCGAGAUCUUGAAGCCCCUCUCUAGCGUGGAGGUCUAUGAGAAAGAGAGUGCCAGCUUUGAUACAGAAAUUUCUGAAGAGGAUGUUCCUGGAGAAUGGAAACUUAAAGGGCAGAUUUUGACUAGAUCACCAACCUGUGAUAUCAAAGCAGAGGGCAAGAAGCGUUUCCUUACUCUUAAAAAUCUUCAAGUUGACCAGUCUGGUGAAGUCUCUUACCAAGCUCUGAAUGCAGUAACAACUGCACUUCUCACCGUCAAAGAAAUUGAAAUGGACUUUACUGUCCCAUUAAAGGACGUGACAGUGCUUGAAAAGAAGCAGGCUAAGUUUGAGUGCACUAUUACAAGAGAUGUACCCAAAGUAAUAUGGACGAAGGGAUCUGAAAUUAUUACAUCUGGAAAGAAGUAUGAGAUCAUUGAUGAUGGGAAGAAACAUAUGCUGAUCAUCAAUAAUUCUGACUUUGAUGAUGAGGGACAUUAUGCUAUUGAGGCCUUGGGCAAAAAGUCAAUAGCCAAACUUACAGUGCAAGAGGGAGAUGCGUACUUCACAGUUAAGUUGCAAGACUAUACUGCAGUUGAGAAAGAUGAUGUCAUUCUGGACUGUGAGUUGAGCAGGGAUGUGCCAGUGAAGUGGUACCAUAAUGACACCGAAAUCAAAGCUUCUAAGAUGGUCACUAUGAAGGCUGAAGGCAAACGUAGAAUCCUUACUAUUAAGAGAGUGGCAGACAAAGAUAAGGGUUUAUACAAGUGCGACUGUGGAACAGACAAGACAAUGGCAAAUAUUACCAUUGAGGCUCGUGAUAUCAAGGUGGUCCGCCCCAUGUAUGGUGUGGAGCUCUUUGAUGGAGAGACAGCUCGAUUUGAGGUGGAAAUCUCUGAGCCUGAUGUCCACGGCCAAUGGAAACUGAAGGGAGAAGUCCUGACACCUUCUCCUGAUAUUGAAAUUAUUGAAGACGGCCCCAAGCAUGUCUUAACAUUAUACAACUGCAAGAUCCCCCAGUCAGGAGAAGUGGUAUUCCAGGCUGCCAAUGCCAAGUGUGCAGCCAAUCUAAAAGUGAAAGAGCUCCCACUCACCUUCAUAACCCCUCUGUCUGAUGUGAAAGUAUAUGAGAAGGAUGAGGCGAGAUUUGAGUGUGAAGUGUCUCGGGAAGCCAAGUCCUUCCGCUGGCUUAAAGGAACACAGGAGGUGAAAACUGAUGAGAAGUUUGAAAUUCACCAUGAGGGAAAGAGGCAUACUCUGGUGGUGAAAUAUGCUGCAUAUGAAGAUGAAGCAAAGUAUAUGUUUGAGGCUGAGGACAAGAGAACCACUGGCAAACUGAUUAUUCAAGGAAUUCGCCUUGAGUUUAUCAAGCCCAUUAGAGAUGUGACAGUCAAAGAGCGUGAGACUGCAGAGUUCAGUGUUGAACUGUCUCAUGAGAAGGUCCCAGUCACCUGGUACAAAAAUGAUGUUCGUCUCCACCCAAGCAAAGUGGUGCACAUGUCAGAGGAUGGCAAGACCCACACCCUGGCCUUCAAAGAGGUGUCCAUUGAUGACACUUCCAUGAUUAAGGCAGAGGCAAUGGGAAAAAGCUCAGAGGCUAUGCUUACUGUCCUUGAGGGCGAGCCGUACUUCAUUACCAAAUUGCAGGAUUACACUGCUGUUGAGAAGGAUGAAGUUGUGCUAGUGUGUGAGCUAAGCAAGCCUGCUGCAGAAGUGAAAUGGUUCAAAGAUGGCAAGGAGAUCACCCCCUCAAAGAAUGUCUUGAUGAAAUCAGAUGGCAAGAAGCGUAUACUUAUUGUAAAGAAGGCAGAAAAGGGCAACAUUGGUGAAUACACCUGUGACUGCGGCUCUGACAAGACCACUGCUAAACUUAACAUCGAGGAACGUGAUAUCAAGAUCAUCCGUCCUCUGUACAGUGUAGAGGUGACAGAAACAGAAACUGCUCGCUUUGAGACAGAGAUCUCAGAGGAGGAUGUCCACGGUCACUGGAAGCUCAAAGGAGAGGCCCUUCACCAGUCUCCUGACUGUGAAAUAAAGGAAGAAGGAACCAAACACUUUCUUAUCCUGUACAAUGUGAGGAUGGACCAGGCUGGCACUGUAGACUUCCAGGCUGCCAAUGCUAAAUCCAGCGCUCAGCUUAGAGUUAAAGCACGGGUGAUUGGCCUGCUGCGGCCACUCAGGGAUGUUACCGUUACUGCGGGGGAGACCGCCACCUUUGACUGCGAACUCUCCUAUGAAGGGAUUCAAGUGGAAUGGUUCCUUGGGAGCACAAAGCUGGAGCCAAGCGACAGAGUUGUCACUCGUGCAGAAGGCAGAGUUCACACACUGACUCUGAGAGAUGUCAAAAUGUCAGAGGCUGGAGAAGUCAAACUGACAGCCAAAGACUUCAUCACCCAGGCUAAGCUCAUUGUGAAUGAACCACCAGUUGAGUUCACCAAACCUCUGGAGGAUCAAACUGUUGAGGAGGAGGCCACUGCCACCCUGGAGUGUGAAGUCUCCAGAGAAAAUGCUGAAGUAAAGUGGUUCAGGGAUGGACAGGAAAUCCGUAAAACUAAGAAGUAUGACAUUGUUGCUGAUGGCCGAAAGAGAAGACUCAUUAUUCAUGACUGUACACUUGACGAUUCAAAGACCUAUACCUGUGAUGCAAAAAAUUUCAAAACUUCUGCCUUCCUCACUGUUGAGCCUCCACAUGUUGAGUUCACAAAGCCGCUCCAUGAUGUUGAGGUUAAAGAGAAAGAAUCUGCCAAAUUUGAGUGUGAAGUUUCUCGUGAAAGUGCAAAGGUUCGCUGGUUCAAAGAUGGCAGUGAAAUCAGAAAGAGCAAGAAGUAUGAAAUCAUUGCUAAGGGUGUCCAGCGUAUUCUUAUAAUCCACAAGUCAGUCUUUGAUGAUGAAGCGGAAUAUGAAUGUGAUGCAAGGACCUCCAAAACCUCUGGCAUGCUUACUGUCAUUGAGGAAGAGGCUGUAUUUACAAAGAACCUGUCCAAUGUUGAGGGCACUGAAACUGACAGCAUUAAGAUGAUCUGCGAGGUGUCAAAACCCAGUGCAGAUGUCCUGUGGUACAAAGGUGACCAGGAGCUGCCUGAAGGUGGCAGAUACGAACAACGUGUGGAUGGCAAAAAGAGGAUACUUAUCAUCCAGGACCUUCGAAUGGAUGACAGAGGAGAGUAUAACUGCCGACUGCCCACCUCAAGAACUUCAGCAACACUGAAGAUUAAUGAAUUAGCAGCUGAGUUUAUUUCGAGACCGCAAAGCCAGGAAGUUGUUGAAGGUGAAAAGGCAGAAUUUGUCUGCUCAGUCUCCAAGGACACGUAUGAAGUCAAAUGGCUUAGGGGGGACAAGGAGAUUGAAGCAGGAGACAAGUAUGACAUCAUCUCUGAUGGCAAGAGAAGAGUACUUGUUGUCAAGGACUGUAUGCUGAAGGAUGAAGGAGGAUAUGUUGCCCUCAUUGGCUCCACUAGGGCUUCUGCAGAUCUUCUUGUGAUUGAAAAACUCAGGAUUAUCAUACCUAUCAAAGACACUCAAGCAAUUGAAGGACAAGAGAUAGUCUUCAAUUGUGAGGCGAAUACUGAAGAAGCCAAAGCCAAGUGGUUGAGAAAUGAUGAGACAAUAUUUGAGAGUGCCAAGUUCAUUAUGGUCCAGAAGGACAAUGUAUACUCCCUGAGGAUAAAAGACACUCAGGUGUCAGAUGAUGCCAACUACACAAUUGCGUUGACAAAUCAGCGUGGUGAACAAGCCAAGAGCUCUGCCAAACUAACUGUAAAAGAGGAAGAUCUUAGGAUUAUUGAGCCUCUUGAAGAUUGUGAGACUCAGGAGAAGAGAACCAUUAGUUUCUCUUGCAAGGUGAACAGACUCAAUGCAACAGUGAAAUGGAUGAAGGGAGGCCAAGAACUUACUUUCAACAAGCGCAUCCUUUAUAAAGUUGACAAGCACAAGCACAUACUGACCAUCAAAGACUGCAGCCUUAAUGAUGAAGGCGAGUACACUGCCAUGGCUGGCUCCGACAAGUCCACAGCUGAGCUGAUCAUUAGUGAGGCGCCCACCGAUUUCUUAAUGGAGCUGCAGGACCAGACUAUCACUGAAUUUGAGGAUGCAGAGUUUGAGUGCGAGAUCUCUAAAGAAAAGGCUGAGGUCAAAUGGUACAAAGAUGGCCGCGAGAUUAGAGAAGGACCAAGAUAUCGCUUUGAAAAAGAUGGGAAGACCUGCAGACUCCACAUCAAGGAAUGCAGACCCGAUGAUGAAUGUGAAUAUGCCUGUGGUGUGGAUGAGAGGCGAUCAAGGGCCAGGCUCUUCGUAGAAGGCAUGGAUUUUCUUUUAUAA
Molecule: messenger RNA, 6816 nt
Organism: Anguilla rostrata (American eel)
Lineage: Eukaryota; Metazoa; Chordata; Actinopteri; Anguilliformes; Anguillidae
Product: titin-like
Exons: 36
Coding region: 1-6816 (2271 amino acids)
Source: RefSeq, a predicted model, not a curated record